Messenger RNA from Cylicocyclus nassatus, 1754 nucleotides. NCBI's taxonomy places the organism in Eukaryota, Metazoa, Nematoda, Chromadorea, Rhabditida, Strongylidae. The record is from the annotation of a GenBank genome assembly.
UUUACCCGCACUUAGGCUCUAUUAUUGGGUGCCUUCCACAAGAUACUGCCACAGGAUGAGGAUAAGCUGACGUUAUUUCGAAAUGUCAUUGAAUCGUUAUAUGCAUCCUCGCAACCCAUAUAAAGACAAGCCACCGGAUUUCACUGAUCUGGCAACACGUUUUGCUGACUUUCGAGCCCACUGUACCCUUGGCAAUAAUGGCAAGGUAUUCGUAAAUUUCCAAGAAGAUGGGGCAGUGCGAUCGCUAGCGAAGGCUUUGCUCAAGAGAGAUUUUGAUCUCGAGGUUGAUUUACCACACGGAUGUUUGGUUCCCCGUGUUCCUCAGCGUUUAAAUUAUAUACUUUUUGUUGAAGACUUAUUGGAACUCAACCAAAUCAAAAAGGAUGUAAUUGGAAUAGACAUAGGUACGGGUGCAUCUUGCAUAUAUGCAUUGCUCGGUGCUCGCUGGGCUGGAUGGAAAUUCAUAGCAACAGAGGCUGAUGAAGCAGCGGCCAGAGUCGCCAAUAAUAACGUGGCUCGCAACAAACUUGGCCAUCUUGUUAAAGUUCUUCAUGUCAGCGAACACUCGCCGUCAUUGAUCAGGGAUUUAGCACGACAGUUUCACGAUCUUCAGUUUUCAUUUUGCAUGUGCAAUCCUCCCUUUUUCGAAUCUUGUGAAACUGAUAAGAGAUUCUCCGUUGACAAACGUUCUGGCGCCCUUCUGAAUGAAUGCACUGUUGACUCUGAGGAAGCCGAGCGUGCACCUCCACGUUCAGCAACAUUGGCUCGACGAGGUGAAUUAGAGUUCGAGGGUGGUGAAGUUGCGUUCAUCGGUCGUCUUAUUGAUGAUAGCGUGUUACUCCAAACCCAAGUCAGCAUAUACACUACAAUGUUAGGAAAGAAGAGCAGCAUUACAUCACUAUCGAGACGUCUAUCGAGAAUAGAUGGCGUUCGUUUCACUGUCUCCACUUUAUCUCAGGGCAGAACUCAGAGAUGGGUUUUAGCAUGGACAUUUCUGCCACAUAUUCAACUGGAAGAUAAAAAGUACUCUUCGCUUUUCUUGCAAUGUCCCAGCGAACGUAUCACAUCUCCUUUACGGUGGAUUAAAUCUCAUUUGGAGCACCUCGGAGUGGAUACAGAGAGCGAGUGCUCAGAUAUGCUAAUCUGUUCUGCAAGAACUGUGACUUGGACUAAUCAACGAGCGAAGCGGCGAGCUGAAGCCCAGCUGAUGCAUUCUGAAGUGAAGCGAGUAAGACUUUCCAACACUGAUGCUAGUGUGCAGGUAUCGAUGGGAGUAGGUGACGGUCGGGACUCGCUAUCGGACGCUGGGAACUUUGAGGCAUGCCAUACUUGUAAGGUCUCGGGAAAUCAAAGUGAAGUCAAUAUUCAGGCCUACUUUCCGUGCUUCGUGACACCUUCCGUUUUGCGUUUCCGUAUAAUACAGUCACGAGAAAAUAGUGGUGCUAACUUCGAAUAUAUCGAUGGUUAUAAGCCAGGGUUGUACCAGUUGUUGCAGUAUCUCAAAAAUCAGAUGAAAUGAUUAUCAAUAGUUUUUCGGAUUAGCUGUUCUAUUUCUCUUUACGUACAUAAUAUCUGCACUUGAGCAUCAUAGCUAAUCAAGCACUAUGUUAUACGGCUGCGCUGAGCUUUACCUGCACUUAUUCCCGGCGGUAUUGUAUGAAAUACAUUUUACAUUGUGACUACGGAGUCAAACUCUUGAAACUUGUUUAUGUGCUGUUCGUUGUAUGUAAAAAAUGUAAUAAAUGUGCGUUCAA